AUGGUACAGAUUCCCAAAAGAUUCAACAGAUUCGCUGCAGUUUUUGACGUGGCGGCGGCGCGUGCACGUCCACCGUGCGAUAGCAGCAGCGGGAGCGAUCACUUUCCCGAGGAGACACUGGAUCUUUGGGAUCUGAUAGAAUCUUUUAUCGACAAAGAAGUGAAAGUUUUACCUGAUGAGGUUCCUCCUGGGGAAGAAAACGAUGAUAAGUCGGACGUAGAUGAUGAUGAUGCUUAUGAAGAUGUGAAAGAGAGGUUACGGGAGAUUUGUGAAGAUCACGGAGGCAACGGAGAGCGGCGGAGAAUAGUUGAUGAGGUAGUAAAUGCAAGUCAUGAGUUCGUUGGAGAGAAACGACACUUGAUGGCUUAUCUACGUAACAAAGGUUUUGAUGCAGGUCUUUGCAAGUCCCGGUGGGAGAGAUUUGGCAAUAACACGGGCGGAAAAUACAAGUACGUUGACGUUAAUGGAGAAGAUAACAACCGAUUCAUAGUCGAGACAAAUCUUGCUGGAGAGUUCGUGAUUGCUCGGCCUACGGCAAGAUACAUUUCUCUCUUAGCACAACUACCACGUGUCUUUGUUGGAACACCUGAAGAGCUGAAACAGCUUGUGAGAAUCAUGUGUUUUGAGAUAAGACGGUCGAUGAAGCGAGCAGGGAUUCAAGUGCCUCCGUGGAAGAGGAACGGUUAUAUGCAAGCCAAAUGGUUCGGCCACUAUAAACGAACAUCCAACGAAGUGGUGACUAAUGUUACGAGCUGUGGAUGCGGACCACGUUUUGGGUUUGAAGAAUCGGUUAAAACGGCUAGGUUUAACAGUUCUACGGAGGUGGAGUACUGGAAGAGGACUGGUUUAAAGGUUGGCCAGCUCACGGUGGCUUUCAAAGGCAGUGAGGUGGGGCUGUAA
Eruca vesicaria subsp. sativa (arugula) is the source of this 900-nucleotide messenger RNA. Lineage: Eukaryota; Viridiplantae; Streptophyta; Magnoliopsida; Brassicales; Brassicaceae. The record is from the annotation of a GenBank genome assembly.